AUACUAAGUAGUAUGUUCAUCUUCUUAACAAGUCACCACUCACCACCCACUCUCUCCUUGUACAUCUAAAAUAAUUGUUUUUGUUCUUGGUUGGGUGAAUUAUGUAUAUUAACCUUUGCCGUCAUCGUCGUUACUAUCAUCAUUUUCCUUUACCGGAAAUGAUUACCGGAACUAAUAAUGGCAAUGGGGUGCCGGAAAUCGACGGCGGCGGCAACUGUUCAAGGUUCAUCCCAAGAGGACACUGGAAACCCGAUGAAGACGCCAAGCUCAAAGAGCUCGUAGCUCUCCACGGCGCACAUAACUGGAAUUUCAUCGCUCACAAUCUUCCAGGAAGAUCAGGGAAGAGUUGUAGAUUGAGGUGGUAUAACCAGCUGGAUCCGAAGCUAAACCGGAGCACGUUCACGGCGGAGGAGGAGGAGCGGCUGGUGGAGGCGCAGAAAAUGUACGGCAACAAAUGGGCGACGAUCGCCCGCCUGUACUUCCCCUGCCGGACGGAUAACGCCGUGAAGAACCACUGGCACGUCCUCCUCGCCAGAAAUGAGCGGUGGUGGCGGCAGCAGCAAAUCGGCCCGGUUUCCGCCGCUAGUUUUACUAGUACCUGCGGCGGUUACAAGAGAAUGAAGCUAACGAACGUCAUUAAUAAUCCUAGUACAAGCAGUUUCAAUGCCGCCGCCGCCACAGAAUCCACCGUCGAUUCUAAGUCCACUUGCAGUCACCUCUCCCUUUCCGCCGCUUCAUUUGGCCGUAAUCCAAUGCCGCCGGACUUUCAAACCCCCGGCGCCGUUACAGGAUCAUUAUCAUCAUCCGGGGUGGAAGAAGGAAAGGAUAGGCAAUGCAACUCUCCACGUCCAAUUUUAAGCACACCCAUUACCGAUAUAGGAUUAAGUAUCACAGGGUCAUCGUCAUCUAGGACGGAAGAGGGAAAGGGUAGGCAAUGCUACUCUCCACUUCCCAUUUUAACCACACCCUUUGCAACCAAGAUAGGAUUAAGUAUCACUACUAAAGGGUCGUCGUCCUCGUCAAAAGUUAGGAGGGGUGGUCAAUCAGAGUCAUCAAACUCAGAGGUGAGUGGUGCAUCUGAGUCAGUGGCCAACCUCAAGAGCACCAAUCAGACAACAGAUCAGAGCAAUCAGUUGAAAAAAAUUGCUUUCUAUGAUUUUCUGGGAAUGGGAGCCACUUGAUUGAGAGUCAUAUGCCACACAAGUCUAGUUGUUGGUUGAAAAUUAAGAAGAGACAGAAACUUGAACAUCAUACUGCAGUCAAAAUUGGACUGUUCUUUC
Molecule: messenger RNA, 1280 nt
Organism: Ipomoea nil (Japanese morning glory)
Lineage: Eukaryota; Viridiplantae; Streptophyta; Magnoliopsida; Solanales; Convolvulaceae
Product: transcription factor MYB44-like
Exons: 5
Coding region: 102-1181 (359 amino acids)
Biological process (GO): regulation of DNA-templated transcription
Cellular component (GO): nucleus
Molecular function (GO): DNA-binding transcription factor activity, RNA polymerase II-specific; RNA polymerase II cis-regulatory region sequence-specific DNA binding
Source: RefSeq, a predicted model, not a curated record